This is a messenger RNA of Cordyceps militaris CM01, 2817 nucleotides long. RefSeq names its product aminopeptidase, putative. The record is from RefSeq and is a predicted model, not a curated record. The coding region runs from base 1 to 2817 and encodes 938 amino acids. Lineage: Eukaryota; Fungi; Ascomycota; Sordariomycetes; Hypocreales; Cordycipitaceae. Gene Ontology annotation, biological process: peptide catabolic process; proteolysis. Gene Ontology annotation, molecular function: zinc ion binding; metalloaminopeptidase activity; peptide binding. Gene Ontology annotation, cellular component: cytoplasm. The transcript is spliced from 6 exons.
AUGCACCCCACCAUUACAAGCUUCAUUGUCAAGGAGCUCCUUGCUGACCUCUGUGCUGUCUCGACUAGACUUCUACACAGUACACCACCUCAAUCUUGCUCCGCCGCUUCGCGCGCGCGAUACGCUGAAACCAUGUCUGAUCGCGACGUUCUCCCGGACAAUGUCAAACCCAACCACUAUGCUCUGUCAAUCAAAGACAUCGAGUUCAAGAACUGGACGUACCAGGGCACUACAGCGACCCCCGUUUCUUCGAUUCUGACUUGCUCCAGCAUCGAGUCUGAGAUCACCAAGCCCACUACCCAGAUCGUUGUCAACACUCUCGAGCUCAAGCUGUUUCGUGCCAAGGUUUCGGUCGACCACACAAAAUCCACCCAAGGCCGAGAGUCUACAAGCUUCUCCAAUGAUGAGAAGGCCCAGCGCACUACCAUCACCUUUGACCAGGAGAUCCCUGUCUCCGGCAAAGCCACCAUUGUCAUUGAGUUCCAGGGCACCAUCAAUAACAACAUGGCUGGCUUCUACCGCUCCAAGUACAAGCCAGUAGCUGGCACUACACCUGCCGCCUCCGUUCCCUUCGACGACGAGUGGCACUACAUGUUCAGCACCCAAUUUGAGUCCUGCGACGCUCGCAGAGCCUUUCCCUGCUUUGACGAGCCCAAUCUUAAGGCGACCUACGACCUCGAGAUUGAGGUUCCAGUCGACCAGGUUGCUCUCAGCAACAUGCCCGUCAAGGAGACUAAACCUUCCCGCGACGGCUGGCAGGUUGUCUCCUUUGAGACUUCUCCCCGUAUGAGCUCCUACCUGCUUGCCUGGGCCGUUGGCGACUUUGAGUAUGUCGAAGCCUUCACCGACCGCCGCUACAACGGCAAGCAGCUCCCCGUCCGUGUCUACACGACCCGCGGUCUCAAGGAGCAGGGCCGCUGGGCUCUCGAGCACGCCCCUCAGACCAUCGACUUCUUCUCGGAGAUUUUCGACAUUGACUACCCCCUACCGAAGUCUGACCUCCUCGCCGUCCACGAGUUCACUCACGGUGCUAUGGAAAACUGGGGUCUCGUCACCUACAGAACAACUCGCGUUCUUUACGAUGAAAAGACCUCAUCGCCCCGCCUGAAGAAUGACAUUGCUUACGUUGUUGCCCACGAACUGGCUCACCAGUGGUUUGGCAACCUUGUUACUAUGGACUGGUGGGAUGAGCUCUGGCUCAACGAAGGGUUCGCUACUUGGGUUGGCUGGUAUGCCGUCGACCACAUCCACCCUGACUGGGAGGUUUGGGCCCAGUUCGUCAACGAAGGCAUGGAAACAGCCUUCAAGCUUGACGGUCUUCGCGCCAGUCACCCCAUCCACGUUCCCGUCCGUGACGCCCUCGACGUCAACCAGAUUUUCGACAGCAUCAGCUACCUCAAGGGAUGCUCUAGCAUUCGCAUGCUUGCCAACCACCUCGGCGUCGAGACUUUCCUCAAGGGUGUUUCCAGCUACCUCAAGGCCAAUGCCUACAAGAAUGCCAAGACCUCUGACCUCUGGGCUCACCUCAGUGAGGCUUCUGGCAAGAAGGUCGAUCAGCUCAUGGGCCCUUGGAUCGGCAAGAUUGGCCACCCCGUCAUUACCGUUUCCGAGCAGCCGGGUCAGCUUUCUGUCAAGCAAGCUCGCUUCCUUUCAAGCGGUGAUGUCAAGCCCGAGGACGACACCACCACUUGGUGGGUGCCUCUUGGCCUUGAGGGCAAGAAGGGCGAGGCUGGCAUCUCCUCCGUUGAGCUGAACGCCAAGGAAGAGACCAUCAAGGAUGUCAACGAUGACUUUUACAAGUUCAACACUGGGGCCACAGGCUUCUUCCGCGUCAACUACCCCGAAUCUCGUCUAGUUAAGCUCGGUACCCAGCUCGACCGCCUUGCACCCGUGGACAAGAUGGCCAUUAUCGGAUCCACUGCUGAACUGGCAUUUGCCGGUAACUCUAGCACUGCCAGCCUUCUUACCUUCCUCGGUGCCUUUGCCAACGAGACCCACCCUCUGGUCUGGAGCCAGGUGCUUGAUGCCAUCUCUGGCGUCAAGAGUGUCUUUAACCAGGACGAGACUAUUCGCUCUGGCCUCAACAAGUUCACUAUUAAGCUGAUUGAGAACCGUAUCAAGGCACUUGGCUUCGAUCCCGCCGAUAAUGAAUCCUAUCUCACCAUCCAGUCGCGAACCCACAUUCUGACGAGCGCUGUGUCAAGCUGUCAUCCCGAGACACUUGCCGAAGCUCUGAAACGAUUCAACGCUUGGGCUGAGAAUCCCGAGGCCAGCACUCUCCACCCCUCGCUACUCUCUCCUGUUCUUCAGGCGGGUAUUGUUGCUGAUACCGCCCGCGCCGUUGACUUCUUGAAGAAGGAGUGGUUCAACACCAAGUCUGUUGAUGGCAAGCUUGUCAUAUCUCGGGUUCUCGGGUUUGUUCCCGACGGUGAAAUCAUCAAGAAGGAGAUUAUCCCCUUCAACUUCAACUCCUCACCUCGCGACAACAACACGGCUGAUAUGCACUUCCUGGGUGCCAAUCUUGCCAGCAACCCGCUGGGCCGCCACUCUCAGUGGCAGUACAUGAAGGAGAAUUGGGCCACCUGUCUGGAGAAGCUCUCUAACCCUAUCGUCUUGGACCGCUUCAUCCGCUCUACGCUAAGCAGUUUUACUGAAGACACUGACGUUGCCGAUAUUACCGCCUUUUUCCAGGACAAGGAUGUCAGCAGCUAUAACCGCACUCUGGAGACGGCCAAGGACAAGUCAAGCGCCAGAGCUGCGUACAAGAAGCGCGAUGCUGCCGCCAUUAAAGAAUGGCUCACUGCGAACGGAUACUGA